AUGGAGUGGCCAAAAUUCGAUUUUGCUAAACGUUCGCAUGUUCGGUCGAGGCGACUGUCAAGUGCCGGAAAAUCGAACUCUGGCUUGAGAAAGAGUUACCCUAAUGUUUGUCGUUCUUUAACGGCCGAUUUUGAAAAUAUCAAAUUUAGGAAGAAAGAAAGUUUAACGAAAGGAAAUACUGCACAAAACGAAAGUAUUGUAACCCUCCGUCAGCAAGCGUUGCAGAAUAGCAGUUCACCAAUCCGCUCACAAAGAAAUCCAUUCCAAAUGAAUGGGAAAAUGAACAAGGAGAGAAUACCACCGCUGUCGCCAAUUCUUGUCAAUGGAUUCCUAAAGAAUCCAACAACAUAUUUGUCUACACCUUUGAGAAGAUCAAGUUCAAAUUUAGAAGAAAUGUUAACAUCAUUAAGAUAUACAAGUUCAAUAAAUCCGGUAGGAACCAGUAUUUCAUAUUGCGAAAGUCCGAUUGCUCGUGAAUCUCCAGAGCCCCUAUUAACCCCGCCAUAUGCGAAGCAAUUGCUUUUAUCAGAUGGAAAUCCAACUUUCUCGUUGCAAAGAUCAGUGGUAACACAGAGAAGCCAGACUUUUGACAACCAGUCACAAGUCAGUUCUUUUGUUACCAUCGCAGAGAAGUCCAAUAAUUUGAGUUCGAAGUGUAGAAAAAAUGGUAAGAAGGUAAAUCAUAGUACGAAAUUGCGUGCAUUUCCAUCGAUAGCAGCCUCAAUAAGUGCCCAUUCUUUGGAUAGCUCCUUAACAUCUGUGGAAACUCUACCACCAUCUCAAACUGAUUGCAAAAAUUUAAAUAAGGAUGAAAACUUUCCAAAGUUAGAUUUUAUCAGUUCUCAAUUAAGUUUUGAAUCUGGCGAAUCCAUCACGACACGACAUACAGGAAGCGAUAGUGAUGUUUUUCAAACUCAUACCGUAUGUGUUGAUGAUUCCGAUAGUGUUACAACUACGAGUGAAAAAUCUCGUGAUUGCUUUCUCGAUAUAACAAUUCAUGAGAUUGAACCAAGUGACCCAUCUUUUGAGAGGGAACUUUUUGUACAAAAUACAUCAUCAGCAACAAAUCAGUUAAAAAUAUAUGAUUUACAAGAGGAGAACGAUGAAACGCCACAUCAAAAACAAUAUCAUCGGUUAAGUAAACUAGCAGAAACUCUCAAAAAGCGUUUGUUUAUUAGCUCGUCAGAUUUAGUUAUGUGGAAAUGUGAGGAACCGAAACAACAGCCGAUUAGACAAGUUGCAGUGAUUUCGAAUGUUGAGCAGUGGGGAUUCUGUUGGACAUUGGUAAAGGAUGUUAGCGAUUUCGAAACUGCCCAUAUUGUGGACUCUGAGCCAAUGAAAAAAAUUACAGACGUGAUGUCCAGGAACAGAAGCGAGAAAGCGAGAAAUACUAAUGAUGAUAAUGAAGGUCAGAGGUGUCAUGAUUCACCUUCACAGGAAACUUUCUUUCUUUAUCAGCCUCUUUCGAAGUUAAGUACUUCUACGGGUGAGUUUAUUCUAUCGCCUCGUUAUUAUCGUUGA
Messenger RNA from Cercopithifilaria johnstoni, 1521 nucleotides. Lineage: Eukaryota; Metazoa; Nematoda; Chromadorea; Rhabditida; Onchocercidae. The record is from the annotation of a GenBank genome assembly.